GGUGUCGGUUUCCAGGCAGUGAUCGGUGUUCUCUGUGUCCGAUUUUCUUUCACUUCUCUCUCUCUCUCUUUCUCUGUGUAAUUUAGCAAUAGUGGCACACCAAUCCUCUGAAGAACGACUCUAGAGAUCAAAUCUCACGUCUCACUGGGAUUUUGCUGCGUUUCUACCGUUUUCACUUCAGCACCUUCUCUCCUCUGUGUAACCGUCAGCGGUCUCGUCACAAACUGAAUGUUUUUUGCUGUCUGUGGUAAUUUGUUAUAAUGACCACAGCAAAGGAGUCAAAUAUAUCGACCAAAGCAGCUCAACAGCAAGAUCAGGAGCUGGUGGGAAGUAACCCUCCGCAGAGGAACUGGAAGGGAAUAGCGAUUGCACUGCUUGUUAUUCUGGUCAUCUGCUCUCUGAUCGUCACCUCUGUCAUUCUGCUGACUCCAGGUGAGGACGAUAGCCUGGCCUUUAAGGGGAAAGUUACAGUGGAAGAAAUCUUCAAGAAAGACUUCAAAGUUCAUGACCCGAACGCUAAGUGGAUCAGCAGUAAUGAGCUCCUCUAUCGUACCCGUGAAGGUGAUGUGGUCCGCUUUAACAUGGAGACCAACGAGAGUACAAUCCUGGUCACAAACAGGAAGUUUGAAAUGUACAAAGCCAGCAAAUAUGAGGUUUCCCCAGAUAUGAAACUCGUUCUGCUGGCCUACAACGUGCAGCUGGUUUACGAGCACUCCUUCACUGCGGACUACAUCAUUUGCAGUCUGGAAACUCCGGAAACGUGGAUUCUGAACCCUCCAGAAGUGCGAAACGCUCAUCUGCAGUAUGCAGGAUGGGGACCGCGAGGCCAGCAGCUGAUUUUUAUAUUUGAGAAUAACAUCUACUAUCGGGCCACUGUGGAGAACAGAUCCAUCCGUCUUGUUUCCACUGGGAAGGAGGGUGUGAUAUUCAACGGUCUGAGCGACUGGCUCUAUGAAGCGGAGAUCUUUAAGUCCCACAUCGCACACUGGUGGUCUCUGGAUGGGGCCAGGCUCGCGUAUGCGACCAUCAACGACACGCUGGUACCCAAAAUGGAGAUCCCCAUGUUCACCGGCUCCAUCUACCCUACAGCAAGACAAUACCAUUACCCCAAGGCAGGAGAGGAAAACCCUAUCAUCUCUCUUUAUGUGGUGAAUCUCAAUGGCCCUCUGCACACCGUUGAGAUGAGAAGACCGGAGGACCAAAGAAUAGGUGAGUACUAUGUGACGAUGGUGAAGUGGGCCACAAGCACGAAACUGGCUGUAAACUGGUUGAACCGAGCCCAGAAUAUCUCCAUCCUGACCCUCUGUGUGGCCACAACAGGUGUCUGCACCAAGGUAUGCCUGGAUUUGAGAAUUGCAUUUCUCAAACAGGAUGAAGAGCCGCUGUUCUCUAAAGACGGUCUGAGGCUGUUCUUCACCAGAGCAAUCCCACAGGGAGGAAGAGGGAAGUUCUUCCACAUCUCCAUGUCCAUUUCACAGCCCAACAGCAGCACAGAUACUCUGCAGUCCAUCACAUCAGGAGACUGGGACGUCACGCAGGUUCUUGCGUAUGAUGAGGACAGCCAGUUAAUAUAUUUCCUCAGCACUGAGGAUGACCCUAAAAGAAGACAUCUCUACAGCGCAGACACGGUGGGCACCUUCAACCGCCGCUGUCUGUCCUGUGAUUUCACUGACAGCUGCGGGUACGUCAGUGGCUUCUUCAGUCCCAGCAUGGACUAUUUUCUGCUCAGUUGUAAAGGUCCUGAUGUUCCGUAUGUGACGGUUUACAGCACCCAUGACAGACAGAAGGUGCGUGACAUCGAGUUGAAUCUGAACUUGAGGAGAACGGUGAACUCGAUGCAGAUGCCGAAAGUGGAAUACAGAGAGAUAAACAUAGAGGAUUACAGCCUCAGCAUGCAGAUACUAAAACCUGCAGGCUUCAUAGACACCUUACACUACCCACUUCUGCUCCUUGUAGAUGGGACUCCAGGCAGUCAGUCGGUCUCAGAGCAGUUCCACAUUGACUGGACGUCAGUGCUGGUCAGUAGUUUUGGGGUUAUUGCAGUGCGCUUUGACGGUCGUGGAAGUGGCUUCCAGGGGACUAACUUACUCCAUAAGGUGCAGCGCAGGCUGGGAAUGUUCGAGGAGAAAGACCAGCUGGAUGCCCUCAGUAUUUUGAUGCAGGAGCCAUAUAUUGACAAAACCAGAAUUGGAGCUUUUGGGCAGGUGUAUGGAGGUUACGUCACCAGCCUUCUGCUCAGCUCUGAGGACUCCAUGCUCAAGUGUGCUGCAGUGCUCUCACCCAUCACAGACUUUGCACUAUAUGCUUCAGCUUUCUCAGAGAGAUAUCUAGGCCCUCCCAAGCCAGAUCGGAGGGCAUACGAGAUGGCCAACCUUGCAUACAGAGCGUCUCAGUUCAUCGAUAAGAAGUUUUUAAUCAUUCAUCCAACAGCAGAUGAGCAAGUUCAUUUUCAGCACACAGCCAAAUUCAUCUCCAGGCUAAUCAGCGAGAGAGCAAAUUAUACUCUGCAGAUCUACCCAGACGAAGGACACUUCAUUCACAACGAGGGAACGCGGCAGCACCUCAGUCAAUCGCUGGUCAACUUCUUCGAGGAGUGUUUCCGGCUCCCGGACCGAGUGUUCGAGGAGGCGCUAGAGGAGGAGAGCGAAGAGGAGGGUUAGUCCACCCGUUCCAUGAAGUCCAAGCACAAAGCCAGCUCCUUUUGCCACCUGAUAUGCAACCCAUAGAUUUGAACCCUCCAGUUUUCAGUUCCCUCCCGGUGUCGCAUGCUGACUCUGAGACCGCCCUGCCUCGUGUUCCUGCCUCGGCUCCCCUUCAGGUGCUCCUCACUAUCCAUCAACCCUCGACAGACCGCGGCCGUGCAGCACGGCGUGGCAUCUGGCUGGCGCCACAUCGUCUCGCUCUCCCCUGCAGGCCAGUUAGGAGCUUCUGAAGGAGUCUCUGGUCUGUCCAUCUCACGUUGACGAAUGAGACGCUGCGAUAUUAACUGACCGCCAAGCGCGAUGGCCUUUGAAUCCCUAAGAGCUGUGAGACUCGCAGCUAGACUGAGGGGUCAUUCAGUGUUUGAUUCAAAUAGGUAUCUGGUGUUUUGGGCAAAGGGGUUGUUGUCGGGAGAACGUGUCAUUUGUGGUUCAAAAGGUCUUCUCGUGUCCAAUUGUGCUCGUGUCUGGUAUUGCAAUGUAAAGUCGCACAUGAAAACCAUUCACUUGGAUAUCGAUAAAACUUGUUUUCAGUGUUCAAGCGUGUCCGAGUCUUGGAAAUCUUGUAGCCUCAAGUGUGUAUUUAGAUGGUGUUUAUUCAUUGCAGAAACUUCAUCAAGCAGAAGGGGAGCAAAAAUGAUUCGCAUUAUUCUCGCAGACCAUGACAGUUGUACAAGACUGUUGAUCCCACUUCUCAACGUGCGUUUCCUUGAAGUGAUGGUCUGUCAGUGCUGAAGAAAGCACUCUAUGUUGAUUUAGUCACUGUGCCUUAUUACGGGAGCGAACAAUCGUUUUCGAGGAGCCUCUUUGUGAAUAUCAUCACUCAUUCAAGGCUUACGUUGGAUUGACUAAAAUCCUGUAUCUAAAACGCUCUUGUUACAUUGUCGAUGACAUCACGGUAUACAUUAUUGACUGUAAUAGCAUUGCGAAAACACUGUUAUUUUCGUUUGCGCGCGUGUGAGCCAGUGUUGUUUUAGCAUCAACAAAAGCAAACUCGCUCGCAUUCUGCUAAUAGCGGUUUUCCAUCCACUUUAAGGAUCGGGUAAUGGAGCAUGAAAUUAAAAUGUAUGAUUUCAACAUUACCUCGGUAUUAAACUAAAGCCCCUCUGAGGCUUUACAGACACUUUGUAGAACAUUUGUUAAUUCAUGCCCAAAACAAAUCUGUACAUAAAAAGUAUAAGUAGGGUAGGAAACACUUCUGUGUUAAAGGGAUAGUUCACACAAAAACAACAAUUC
Molecule: messenger RNA, 3935 nt
Organism: Sinocyclocheilus anshuiensis
Lineage: Eukaryota; Metazoa; Chordata; Actinopteri; Cypriniformes; Cyprinidae
Product: dipeptidyl aminopeptidase-like protein 6
Exons: 25
Coding region: 261-2660 (799 amino acids)
Biological process (GO): regulation of potassium ion transmembrane transport; proteolysis
Cellular component (GO): voltage-gated potassium channel complex; plasma membrane
Molecular function (GO): potassium channel regulator activity; serine-type peptidase activity
Source: RefSeq, a predicted model, not a curated record